This is a messenger RNA of Cetraspora pellucida, 3126 nucleotides long. The record is from the annotation of a GenBank genome assembly. NCBI's taxonomy places the organism in Eukaryota, Fungi, Glomeromycota, Glomeromycetes, Diversisporales, Gigasporaceae.
AUGGACGUUCAGUGGGGCUCCAGUAUAGAUUGGGAUGAAGGUUGGGAUGAUAGUAUCGAUCAGAUAGAGUUUAAUGGAAACACCAAUAUUUUUCGGAGAUUAGAAGUUUUUCAAGUACAAACGAGUGAAUAUUGCUUGAAUGGUUUAAGAAGAACUGAAAAAGCUAAUAUGAGAUUAAUCAUAAAGGUAGCUACUUUGUUCAAUGAAACAGGUGAAACGUAUUAUUUACAUUUACGUGAUGAUUGGUUAGAAACACCUAUUUAUGAUGGAAAUGUUGUCAAUAUCUUUGGAAAUUUUGACAAUGAAAACAGGUGUAUUGCCGAUAAUUCACAAAGCCUCGUAGUUGUGAACCCUGGUGUACUUAUAUCUGCAACUUCUGUAGCUGAUUCCUUUAUAUGUAUGAGAAAAAACAUCUUAAGUGAACGAUUUAAUGGAAAUUUUUACUUUAAUUCAUCGACGGCAUACGGAAGUUUAUUUCAUGAGUUGAUUCAAUCGUGCCUUAUCCAAAAUAAUUUUACCAGUCAAUUUAUGGAAUCUGAGAUAUUAAAGAUAGUGAAAGUAUCUAUCGAAAGGCUUUAUUCUGCGGAUUUGAAUGAAAAUGAUGUGAUUGGUGAACUCAUGGAUGCUAUUCCAACGAUCUGUGCGUGGGCAGAUAAAUUCAUUGGUGAAAUACCAAAUCAAAUAGAAGAGCAUCUUUCUACCAACAAAUCAAAGCUUUCCAUAUCCAUUUGUAACGUUUUGGGCGUUGAAGAGCAUAUUUGUUCUACAAAAUAUGGCCUUAAAGGAAAAAUUGAUGCUUCUAUCGAGGCUAAGGUAUCACAGAAUGGUGUAUUAAAAAGAGUGAUAAUGCCCCUUGAAUUGAAAACAUCCAGGAAUAUAUCACCAUCUCAUUAUGCGCAGACAAUCUUCUAUUGUCUUCUUAUGAGCGAUAAUUAUGAUAUUGAUGUAGAAUCUGGACUACUGUAUUAUUUAAAAAUACAAAGUGAUGAAACUGGGAAAAUGUUAAAUGUACCUGCUGUUCCUCACGAAUUACGAAGUCUAAUUAUUCAACGGAAUCAAAUGGCGUGGUAUACCUUGGACGAUCAACGAUCAAUAUUACCACCAAUGAUUAAGAAUGAAUUCCAAUGUAAAAACUGUAGCUAUAAUGCUUCAUGCUUUCUAUAUCAUAAGGCUAUCGAAAAUGGCACCAGCGAAACUAGUGGCGUAGUUCAAAUAUUCAAUAAUAAAGUUGCACAUUUAAAAGACCAUCAUCUUGAUUUUUUUCGCAAGUGGGAUGAACUUAUUACGUUGGAAGAAAAAGAUAUGUAUCGGUUUCAGCCAGAAAUUUGGAAUAUGCUUGCCUCCAACUGUGAUGAUGGUCAAUGUCUUAAUAAUAUGUGGUUGGACCCAGAAACCAUCGAAGCUAUCCCAAAUGGUGAAGGAUAUCGUCAAUUUAGAUGUAAAUUCAUACGCAAAACGGGAAAAGCAAAUUUUGUUUUAGAUACUCAAUUUUGCAUAGGUGACCAUGUUAUUGUAUCAUCUGAAUUAGAUCAUCGUACAGUCGCUAGUGGCUUUGUCGAGGAUAUUGCGUCAGAUUUUGUUUGGCUUACUUUGGAUAGAAUACCUCGUGGUGGACCAAAAUGUAAUAUCGAUUUUGAUAUUGAAUCAUGUCAUAGUUUAUUAUGUGCAUCGGAAGAUACAGCACACUAUAAUUUAAGAUCUAAUAUUACGGGUACAUUUUAUCGGAUUGACAAAGACGAGUUGACUUCUAGCAUGAAACUUAUUAGACAGAACCUUGUAAGCCUUCUUGUAGAUGAAGAAACCGCAAAACUUAGAAGACUGAUCGUGGAUCUCGAACCACCUUGCUUUAAUAAAUUUACCGACACAAUGCCUAGCAUUGUCGAUACGAAAAGUCUGAAUGAUGAUCAAAUUAAGGCUAUUAAAUUGGCUUUAGAUGCUCAAGAUUAUGCUAUUCUUUUAGGGAUGCCUGGAACUGGUAAAUCAACCACGAUAGUGCAAAUCAUAAAAGCACUUGUAAGCAAUGGAAAAUCGAUUUUACUGGCUGCUUAUACGCAUUCGGCCGUAGACAAUAUUCUUUUCAAAUUGCUUAAUGAGGAAAUUGACAUGCUGAGACUUGGUUCCAAAGCAAAAGUUCGUUCAGAAAUAGUGCCUUAUUUGUUAAACAUUAACCAAUACGACAAUGUUGACAUGUUUAGAACAUUUAUUGAAUCAAAACAAGUGAUUGCUACUACAUGUCUUGAUGAGGCAACGCAAGUGACACUUCCUAUAUGUGUGGGACCGCUUCGUUUUGCAGAUCGAUUUCUUCUGGUUGGUGAUGAUUUUCAAUUGCCACCAUUGGUACGGAAUCAUGAAGCAAUUGAAAAGGGAAUGGGGAAAAGUCUAUUUACAAAUUUGACUGGAAAGCAUCCACGAGCAGUCACAAGGCUUCGAUAUCAAUAUCGUAUGCAUGAAGAUAUAAUGAAUUUGUCUAAUUGUCUGAUAUACGAUUACAAAAUGCUUUGUGGGUUACCAACAGGACCGGAGAGUUUUUUGAAAAUCCCAGGAUGGAAUAAUAAUUUUUUGUCACAGUUUCAUAAAGAAAAUGAUAAUCGUUGUAAAGAGGAAUGUUGGCUUCAGACCGUUCUUGAUCCAUGGAAGCCAGUUGUAAUGGUCGAUACUGAUAAUCUUGAGGCUAGAGAAUCCAGAGGACUGAAUCAAAAUAAUGUGGAAGCAUCACUUAUUGAGCAAUGUGUUAAAGCUAUGCUAAUAGGUGGCGUACCUCAGACUGACAUUGGAAUUAUUACACCUUUUCGGCAUCAGAUUAAACUUUUAUCACAGAAAUUUAAAGAUUUUUCUAAAGUUGAAAUUAGUACAGUUGAUAGAUUUCAGGGAAGAGAAAAAAAAGUCAUCGUCGUAUCUCUGGUGAAAGCGAACGUUGAUUAUAGGGUCGGCGAUAUUUUAAAAGACUAUCGCAGGUUAAACGUAGCAAUCACUCGUGCCCAAUCCAAAUUAAUUAUUUUCGGUAGCAAGUCAACGGUCUCUACAUCGGAAAUAAUGCGUAAGAUUAUAGAGCAUAUACAAAAUGCAAAUUCAUUAUGUAAACUUAAGGAUAAGAACACUCAGAACUGGCAUAUUAUUCCGAAGUAG